This is a messenger RNA of Pimephales promelas (fathead minnow), 2314 nucleotides long. RefSeq names its product SMAD family member 6a (gene smad6a). Lineage: Eukaryota; Metazoa; Chordata; Actinopteri; Cypriniformes; Leuciscidae. Gene Ontology annotation, biological process: SMAD protein signal transduction; cell differentiation; anatomical structure morphogenesis. Gene Ontology annotation, molecular function: I-SMAD binding; transcription regulator inhibitor activity. The record is from RefSeq and is a predicted model, not a curated record. Gene Ontology annotation, cellular component: heteromeric SMAD protein complex.
CGGAAACUUGAUACUGUGUUUGCGCAACAAUCAGCGCGGCUCGCAGCCGCCAAAGUGUCUAGACGAGCACAUGAUGGGAAUCAACCAAUGGCUCCACUGCUCUCCUCAGGGGCCCCGUGUGUGUGUGUAUCUGAAGAAAGAGAGUGAAACGGUGAAAGAAACCAUCGAAGAAUCCCAUUAAUCUCGCACGAAACACGGAAAGAAUCCUCAAGACAUUGUAUGUCCAUCUAUCCACCCGGAACGACCACUUUGCCGUUGCAACACGAUCAUUUUCUUCCGCGAGGAGUGCGUUAAACGUCAAUAAGGAUUAUAGUGAGAUCCAUUCAUGUGCUCGGCGUCAUUAAACUGCUGCAGGAGGUUCUCUUGAAAAAAAGAGGUUUGUUUCGGAAAUUAUUUUCCUGCAUAUCGCGCAUUUCGCGUUGUUUAUCAAGAAUAAAGUUUAUCAUGUUGAUGAUGGGGAAUGUUUAGAAAGUGGAUGCACCGCUCCUCGCGUAGUGCACUAUGAUUACAGCCAUCCCGUUGCUACAGUGUUGACAUUUUGUAGCAGUGGAGUCUAAUGUUGGGCUUUGCUCAGGCUCUGCUCGGCUGUGCAUGUGAGCACAGAUCAUUGAUGUCGGACAGCGAGCGCACGAGCAUUUGGAGUCUCCGCUGUUCUGACCAAACUUAGAAGGAAAAAAAACGGAUGCAAACUGUUUAAAUUGUCGUAUGUUCAGGACGAGACGCUCGGGUCUGGUUCGGCGACUCUGGAGAAGCCGUUUGGUCACCGCAGGUAAAGAGGGGGGCGAUGGAGGUCCGGAUGACUGGAGUGACAGCAACCCAGAGAAGGUCCCCAGAACGGAAUACGAACUGGGAAACAAUGCGGGCUCUUGCAGCAAACGCUUAGAGGAACGCGGGGAACCGGGGGUCCUUAUUGAACAGGAUGGACCCCUCGACGAGGGGAGCGAGGGCAGGACGGUGACAUGCUGUUUGUUUAAAGACCUCCCCAGAGGCAAAAACCGACUUGCUUGUCGCGUGGAACAUAGGAACCACACCAACUACAGCAGUUUAAGUGGCAGGGAACUGAAAAAUGGUGCCGUGACUGAACAAGAACUCAAGAAGUGCACUUAUGCAUUUCUCAAAAAGUUGAAAGAGAAGUCUCUGGAUGUUUUACUGGAAGCCGUGGAAUCUCAAGGCGGGAUGCCGAGCGGAUGUGUCCUUGUUUCGCAGACUGAAGUGCGCAUUGGAGGUCAACUGGUGUCUCCACAGUACCUGUUGUGUCGACUUUUCCGCUGGCCAGAACUGCGGCUCUCCUCUCUCCUCAAACCGCUCUGUCACUGUCAAAGCUUCAGGGCAGAGGACAGCCAGACCCUCUGCUGCAACCCCCAUCACUACAGCCGCCUCUGUGGACCAGUCAAAGAUGACACACCACCUCCUCCAUACUCCCAUCUCUCCCCCUUACCAGAACACAAGCCACUGAAUUCUUCCCUCCCAAUGCUGCCUUACAUAGAAACCGAAGCCACGCGUUCACACUGUGGCAUGUCGCAGGACUAUUCAGAUGCCAGUAUGUCUCCAUCCUCCUUGGCACAGAAUCACUGGUGUAACGUGGCAUACUGGGAGCUUCGUACACGCGUGGGCCGCCUGUACCCAGUUCACGACGCCUCCCUUAGCAUCUUCUAUGACCUACCUCAGGGUACAGGCUUGUGCUUGGGCCUGCUCCCCCUCUCUCCGCGUUCCACUUCCGUCCAGCGCACCCGCGGCAAGAUCGGACACGGCAUCCUCCUCAGCAAAGAGCCAGAUGGAGUUUGGGCCUACAACCGCAGUCAGCACCCUAUUUUUGUGAAUUCUCCAACUCUGGAGCAUCACCCCUACUUGAGUUUGACUGUGAGGAGAGUCAUGCCAGGCUACUCCAUAAAGGUUUUUGACUAUGAGAAGUCGUGCCAAAAUCAAGCCCUCAGCGAUUUGGUGCACCUGGAAGGGCCGUACGACCCAAACAGUGUGAGGAUCAGUUUUGCCAAGGGCUGGGGACCAUGUUACUCCAGACAGUUCAUUACAUCAUGUCCAUGUUGGUUGGAGAUUUUACUGAACAACCACAGAUAAUGUAUACACACAAACAAAUGCAGACAUACACAGUCUUACCGCAUACUGCACACACUCACUGCAAAUGCUCAGACACCCACAGCCACAAUCCCAAAUGUAAUCUAUCUAAAUUUAAUAUAAAGUUUUAUAUAAACGUAUUAUAUGGAAUACUUGUAAAUACGGAGUCAUUUUUACAAUUAUUUAUGUAUGGUGCAAUGGAUGGACAGAGAAAAUAAAAACAAAAGAAAUGUACUUUGGA